Closterium sp. NIES-67 is the source of this 1474-nucleotide messenger RNA. NCBI's taxonomy places the organism in Eukaryota, Viridiplantae, Streptophyta, Zygnematophyceae, Desmidiales, Closteriaceae. The record is from the annotation of a GenBank genome assembly.
GCUGGAGGGAUGGGCACCUCCAGGCAUGAAGCCGCCCAGUGGUGAACGCGCACAAGGUGGCGCUGUGCAAGGCUCAGGUGCACAAGGUGAAGGUGCACAAGGUAACGCCUAUCCUGGGAUGUAUCUCAUGGUUGAGGAUGUGCAUGGGCAUGAGGCUGCAUCAAGGACCUGUGGCAGCUGCCCAUCAUCCCAUGGAAUGGGAAGACUCCAACAGCAGCAACGGCAGCAGCGGCCAAAGGCAACAGCAGGAGGAGAUGCAACUGCACCAACUGAUGGGGUCCUGGAAGCAGUCAAGAAAGUGCAGCAGCAGCAGACACAUGGUGAGGUGCUUGCUGGUGUGGAUGCGAGUGCGGCAUGGGCUAAGGCUUCAUCAAAGAGUGGAGAGGCCGAUUGGGAGACAUGGCAUGAGAGGCUGUGUCAUGUGAACUUCCCUAUGCUGCAAAAGUUGGUGAAGGAUGGGAGCCUGAAAGGGCUUGGAGCUGUGAACAUGCUGAGGGCAUUUGGGUGCAUGGUGGUGUUUCAUGUGCCUAAGGAGAAAAGGGGGAAGCUGGAGGCUUCUGGAAGAUGGGGUGUGCACUUGGGGAUUGCAAAGGAUCACAAGGGGUGGCUGCUAUGGGACUUGACCACCCAGAAGUUGACAGUGUCAAGGGAUGUGAAGUUUCUUGAGUCCCUGUACUACAAGGAAUGGAAGCAGCAGCAACAGAAGCUUCCAUCUAUACCGCUCAUUCGUCCUAGGAGGGAUGUGCGCCCUCCAGUGAGGCUGACCUAUGGGGGAAGAGGCAAGCCGAAUGUGGUGCAGGCUGGGAGUGUGGUUGAGCAGAUUGAGGAAGAUGAGAUCGCUCACUGCUACUGGGCACCAAUCCCUGAGCCCAAGACUCGAGAAGAGGCCUUGAAUGGACCAGAUGGGGAGAAGUGGAAGGCGAGUGAGGAUGAGGAGUUCGGGUCCCUGAUUGAGAACGAGACAUGGGACCUGUGUGACUUGCCUCCUGGAAAGAAGGCAAUCACUUCCAAGAUGAUCUACAGGCACAAGUAUGGACCUGAAGGGGAGCUGACCCGCUACAAGUCUAGGCUUGUGGCACGGGGGUUUCAGCAGACAAAAGGGAAGGACUAUGAUGAGGUGUUUGCUCCUGUGGGGAAAGGAACACACUGAGGGUGCUGUUGGCGAUAGCUGCACUCCUGGGAUGGAAGAUACGGCAGAUGGACAUUGUGACUGCCUUUCUGAAUGGGAUCAUUCUGGAGGAGGUGUACAUGAAGCAGCCAGAGGGGCUGAAUGAUGGGAGCGGCAGGGUCUGCAGGCUGAAGAAGGCAAUCUAUGGCCUUAAGCAGGCGCCUCGUGCAUGGUAUCACAAGUUGGAGGAGGCGCUGGUGGCUGGGGGUUUCAAGAAGAGUGAGUGUGACCCCAGCCUGUUCCUGCUGCAGGAGAAGGACGAAAUCCUCAUGCUCUUGGUGUAUGUGGAUGAUAUCCUUCUCUUUU